AUGUCUAGUUCAGACGAAGAGGCCUUGUAUGAUGAUCUGGAUGAUUAUAGAGUAUUAAUUGACCCUCAUGGAUCUGAAAAUGAUGAUGCUAUCAACAAUAAUGAUGAUGAUGAUGAUGAUGAUGAUGAUAAUGAUGAUGAUGAUGGAUUCAACUAUAUUGAUGAUUUUGAAGGUAUGGACCCAGAUGAAAUAGAUUUACUGGCGGAAUUUUCAGAUAUAAAUUCUGAUGAACAAAGCAACCCAGAUGGGAAAAGGAAAAAGAAGGAGAAAAAAAAGAAAAUGAAAGAAUCUGGCAAGUAUAACGAUAAUUUUAAAUAUUCUGAAAGUGAACAAGAAAGUACAGAUGGUGAGGAUGAAGAACAAAAUUUCAUGAACGCAAUUAGAGAGGCCAAUAAUUUUAAAGUCAAAACCAAAAAGAAAUCAGGUGGUACCGGUUAUAGAAGAGUUAAAACAGUUGAUCCGGAAAUAGCGAUGCUAUUGUCUGAAGCCAAUGAGGCCUAUGUUCGAAAUGAUAUUCAGGUUGCGGAAAAUCUAUACAACGAAGUUAUCAAAAAGGAUGCCAAGAAUUUUGCUGCCUAUAAGACUUUGGGUGAUAUUUAUCAAAUUCAAGGAAGACUAAAUGAUUGCUGUAAUUCAUGGUUUUUAGCUGCGCAUUUAAAUUCUUCAGAUUGGGAAUUUUGGAAAGUUGUUGGUUCAUUAUCCAACGAACUAAAUCACAAAAGACAGGCUUUAUACUGCUAUUCAAGAGCUUUGUCUGUUAAUCCGAAUGAUGCACAGUGCAUUUACGAAAGAGCGCUUUUAUAUAAGACUAUUGGUCAAUUGGGUAGAGCAUUGGAAAGUUUCCAAAAAUUACACAAGAUUUAUCCCUAUGAUGGCGACAUUUUACGUGAACUAGCUGUUAUUUAUGUUGAUUAUGAUAAAAUUGACGAAGCCAUCGAACUAUACCUUAAAAUAUUGAAACAAAACAUCGAAAAAAGAAAAAUCAUUAGGAAUUAUAUGGAAAAUGCACUUGAUUCGUCAUCUGAAGAUGAAGAUACAGAUUCUGCGGAAGAAACAGAUAAUGAAUAUGAUGAUUCAGAGGAUCAAGAAUUUAAUGAAUUGCCCAAAAAAUUAAGGAAUAAGUACCGUUGCAUCCCCUUUGAUUGGUCUUCAUUAAACAUUUUGGCCGAGCUAUAUUUAAAAUGGGCACCUACAGACCCAUUACAUGCGAUAAGAAAUAUUAAAAGAUGUGCAAGGUGGAUACAGUAUAGAGAAUCUCAAACAUUUUGGGACGAUGUUUCUAAUGACUCGGAAUUUGACGAAAGAAGACAGAAAAAUGCGAAAUUCCAAGCGUUGGGUGAUUUCAAAAAUGAUUUUGAGUAUUUUUUGCCAAUUGAUAUUAGGAUUAGGUUGGGUUUAUUAAGAUUGGCAUCCAAAAAUAUACCAGAAGGCUUGGUUCAUUUUAAUUUUUUAUUUGUGGAGAAUUUCGAAGAUAUCGCGGAUCUAUUUUUUGAAGUGGGUGUUGCUCUAACAAAACUGGAAGAGUAUAAACAUGCUGUAGAUUUUUUUGAGCCCUUGUGGGAUUUUCCAGGUUACUCUACGUUAGAGUAUUAUAAACCAUUAGCCAAGUGCUACAGGGAAUUGGAAAAAUAUGAAGAAGCCAAAAAUGUGUAUAGUAAGAUUGUUGAGAUGAGACCUGGUGAUUUGGAAUCUAAAUUGACAUUGGCAGAAAUGUAUUAUCACCUAGCGAAUUUGAACAUGUUUAAUAAAUUGUUGUUAGAGGUUGUACAGGCGCGUAAAAGACAAAAAGAGCAAGAUGGAGAAAAUGAAAAGAAGGACAAUAACGAAGUUGGUUCUGAUGUAGUUGACAAUAAUAAUUUGCCCAUUGGCGACGUAUCAUCGACAGCAAAACCAUUAAUGACUGAUGAUAAACCGCUUUUUAAUGCUAUUAAUGCCAAAAAGAAAAAGAAAUUGAAAGGUGUAGAUAUGGAAAAAUAUAGGAAGGAAAGAGAACAAAAAAUUGCGGCAAGUGUUAUUGAUAGGUACAAAAAACUAAAAAUUUAUAAAUUAGGCAUGAAUAAGAAUGACGAAAACCAGUUAAUGUUAUGGAUAGAUACUGCUUCUGAUUUAGUGGAUAUUUUCACGAGUGUUCGUAAUUUUUUUGUUAAAAAUAGAUCGAAAAAAUUUGUUGGUAUUAUCAAAAGGGCUAGGAAAUUUAAUAAGCUUCUUGAUUAUAAGAUUGAAAGACUUUCCAAGUUGUCGAUGGGCGAGAAUUUAAUUGAUGGUAUGCCUAUCACCGAAGAGCGUAUUCAACUAAUUUCAACCACAGAGCUUCGUGGGUUAAAAUAUGAUGAAUGGUUUGAACUUUUCAUGGAACUAGCGUUGAUUGUUACCAAGUAUCAAAGCAUUGAGGAUGGGUUGAGUAUCAUUGAAACCGCACAAGAUAUUAAUGUUUUCCAUCAAGAUCCAAAUAGAAAUAAAAUGAUGAAAUUUGUCAAAUUUUCUAUUGUGCUACAAAUGGAAGACGGUUUGGAAAUGAUUGAAAAUUUACGUGUUUUGUUAAACCAAUUUCAAUUCAAUCGUAAGUUGUACCAAAUUUUCAUGUUUAGUUUGGCAGGUGGUGGGAACAUGGCAGUGGAUAUAAUAAGUUCCACACUAGAGCAGAAGUUCUUUUUAAGACAAAUAAAAGCAUUUGACAGUAUACGAUUCAACACACAUGUCUCAGGACAGGCAUCGAUUAGCAAUAAGGCAGUUGAAGAGAAUUUAGAAUGCUUGCCCUCUGCUUACCUUUAUUACAUUUAUGCAAUGCUGUUAUAUUCCAGCAGAGGUUUUUUAUCAUCCCUUCAGUAUUUAAGUCGAAUUGAAAAACAGGUAAGUGAUGAUCCGAUGUUUAAUUUGAUGAUGGGAUUAUCCUACAUACACAGGUCGAUGCAGAGGUUGACACCAAAUAGACACUUUCAGAUCUUGCAUGGGUUUAGAUAUUUGUACCAGUACUAUGAUUUAAAAGCCAAUUCUAAUGAUACUAUUGAUAAACAAGAGGCUAGCUAUAAUAUAGGUAGAUCUUUUCAUUUGUUGGGGUUAUUAACUCCGGCAGUGAAGUAUUAUUAUGAAGUGUUGGAUUCUAAAUUUAAAGAUAGAAGAUUGAAAAAGCAUGCAGCAUAUAAUUUGGUUUUAAUAUUCAAUGAAAGUGGGAAUACUAGAUUAAGUAGUUGGUUGAUAGAGCACUAUUUCUAUUUAAAAAAUCAUCCUUUAAAAGACAAUAAAACCAAAUAUCUACAUAUAAUAACCGGUAUGCCGCGUCCAUCUCAGAAUAUUCCAUUUCCCAUUAAAAUGAAGACUUUAUUAAAAAUGUCUAUACAAAGGUUGCGUUAUGCACAAGAAAAAGGCGAAUCUACUGCCAAACAGUCCAGAAGAGAUGUUGCAAAGUUAUUGAAGAAUGGAAAAGAAACAAAAGCGUUAUUUAAAGUAGAAACUUUAAUUAAUGAUGAUAACCAUAUGGAAUUACUAGAAAUAAUGGAAUUGUACUGUGAAUUAUUACACGCAAGGUAUCAAUUAGUGGGGACUAUUAGAGAUGAAAUUGAUCUUAUCGAAAAUCAUAUGGACGAUGGAAUCAAUGAGGCCAUAAGAGCAAUAGUUUUCGCAAGUAUACAUAUACCAGAAAUUAAAGAAAUACAGCAAUUAAAAGAACUGUUUAAAUUUAAGUUUGGCCUUGACUUUAUUAAAAGUAUUGUAGAUGAGAAAGUUGGUGUUCCUGAACGAGUUAUUAACAAGUGUUGUCCAAAAUUGCCCUCCGAAGAGUUAGUGGAAUUGUAUACCAUUGAAAUAGCAAGAGUUUAUGAUGCACCUUAUAAUAAGAUGGAUGAAAACAAGCAAGAUGAAGUUGGGACAGAGGAAACAGGUAGUAAGGAGCAUUUAAAACAAGAUAAUCUUCAAAAGGAAACAUCGAAUACUGGAAGUAAUGAAGCUAGCAACAAAGAGUCUGUGACGCCUAAGGUAUCUGAAUCUUUAAAAAGAGCUAUACAUACCAAAGAACAAAAAAAUACUCAAGAUUUAGAAUUAGAAGAUCUAAAGAAAAGAUUUGAAGCUUUAAGACAUUAG
This is a messenger RNA of Saccharomycodes ludwigii, 4077 nucleotides long. RefSeq lists its product as uncharacterized. Gene Ontology annotation, cellular component: transcription factor TFIIIC complex. Gene Ontology annotation, molecular function: protein binding. Gene Ontology annotation, biological process: transcription by RNA polymerase III; protein transport. Bases 1 to 4077 code for a protein of 1358 amino acids. The transcript has 2 exons. Lineage: Eukaryota; Fungi; Ascomycota; Saccharomycetes; Saccharomycodales; Saccharomycodaceae. The record is from RefSeq and is a predicted model, not a curated record.